GGGGGCGUACCGUUUCCGGUGUCAUGGCGGCCUGAGGUCCGGGCAGUCGGUGAGGCGGCUGCAGGCCCCUCGCUGCGGAGCCGCUGGUCCGGCGGGCGGGGAUGUGACCGCGGGCCCUGCCGGCCUGUCCCGGGCGUCGCGUCAGGUCCUGUGCCAGUGCCCUCAGUCCACAGCGAUGGCGGGAUCCGGCUGCGCGUGGGGCGCGGAACCACCGCGGUUUCUGGAAGCCUUCGGGCGGCUGUGGCAGGUACAGAGCCGCCUGGGGAGCGGCUCCUCGGCCUCGGUGUACCGGGUGCGCUGCUGCGGCACACCCGGCUCGCCCCCCGGCGCCCUCAAGCAGUUCUUACCGCCGGGGACCACCGGGGCUGCUGCCUCGGCCGCCGAGUAUGGUUUCCGCAAAGAGAGGGCGGCGCUGGAGCAGUUGCAGGGUCACAGGAACAUCGUGACUUUAUAUGGAGUCUUUACAAUCCACUUCUCUCCGAAUGUGCCAUCACGCUGUCUGUUGCUUGAACUCCUGGAUGUCAGUGUUUCGGAAUUGCUUUUAUAUUCCAGUCACCAGGGUUGUUCCAUGUGGAUGAUACAGCAUUGCGCCAGAGAUGUUCUGGAGGCCCUUGCUUUUCUUCAUCAUGAGGGUUAUGUCCAUGCAGACCUCAAACCACGUAACAUAUUGUGGAGUGCAGAGAAUGAAUGUUUUAAACUCAUUGACUUUGGACUUAGCUUCAAAGAAGGCAAUCAGGAUGUAAAGUAUAUUCAAACAGACGGGUAUCGGGCCCCAGAAGCAGAACUGCAGAAUUGCUUGGCCCAGGCUGGCCUGCAGAGUGAUACAGAAUGUACCUCAGCUGUUGAUCUGUGGAGCCUAGGAAUCAUUUUACUGGAAAUGUUCUCAGGAAUGAAACUGAAACAUACAGUCAGAUCUCAGGAAUGGAAGGCAAACAGUUCUGCUAUUAUUGAUCACAUAUUUGCCAGUAAAGCAGUGGUGAAUGCCGCAAUUCCAGCCUAUCACCUAAGAGACCUUAUCAAAAGCAUGCUUCAUGAUGAUCCAAGCAGAAGAAUUCCUGCUGAAAUGGCAUUGUGCAGCCCGUUCUUUAGCAUUCCUUUUGCCCCUCAUAUUGAAGAUCUGGUGAUGCUUCCAACUCCAGUGCUAAGACUGCUGAAUGUUCUGGAUGAUGAUUAUCUUGAGAAUGAAGAGGAAUAUGAAGAUGUUGUAGAAGAUGUAAAAGAGGAGUGUCAAAAAUAUGGACCAGUGGUGUCUCUGCUUGUUCCAAAGGAAAAUCCUGGCAGAGGACAAGUCUUUGUUGAGUAUGCAAAUGCUGGUGAUUCCAAAGCUGCUCAGAAAUUACUGACUGGAAGGAUGUUUGAUGGGAAGUUUGUUGUGGCUACAUUCUACCCGCUGAGUGCCUACAAGAGGGGAUAUCUGUAUCAAACUUUGCUUUAAUCAAUAACCUGAGGACUAUUUCCUGUUUCUCCUCUUCCAUUUCCUGGGUUAUCGUAUUCUACAUCUGAAUGCAGAAGUACCCCCUAACCAUUUUAAGGGAAUACUUUGUACAUUUAUUUAAUCCUACUAAUGUGCAGCCAUUGCUCAAGCAAUGACUGCACUGCAGACAUUUGGCACUGAGUAGGACAAGACCUCUCAGCUAUAUAUUGAGGGGUUUUAGAGCAUCCAUGUGGGCAAAUUUUUGUGCAGUAGGGCAAGUGCUGCUCUUCAGUAUGUAACCUAAAAAGAUACUAACUAUUUCAUGUGAUCAUGAAGCAAGGAUGAAUAAUAUAUCAUAGUCAAUAUUAUUAACAAAUUUGUUAGAGUUGGUGACAUCAUUUACAGAUUAUUCCUUUAUAUCGUCAGGUGGUUCUUCCUUAUUGUUAAUAUCCAUAGCUGGCACUGGAUGCUCUCAGUAAUGUUAUGUAAUUGUCAAGCAGCAAUUACCUACUGUGUUCUUAACACUGAGUUAUGAAUUUUUUUAAAGGAGUACUGUAGUACUGAAUAUUCCUUUAAAGAAACUGCAGUGAGCCUCUCUACUUUUUUUUAAUUAAGGCUUUUAAAAUAGAAAGCUGAUGCUUGAUCUUGCACAAUUUUUAUGUCUCGUAUGUAUGUUCGAGUGAGUGUGCAGGUGUGAAAGAUGAGAGAAAAUUUGAGUCAGUGUACUUUAUAGUGUGAAUCUUGUGAGCUAAUACAGUCUAUACCCAUCUCUUCCCUACUUGUUUCAUAUCUAAGAUUUAGAGUAUAAGUUUUUUGAGAGUUGGUUUGUCUGAUAGAAUGUAAAUGAGAAAAUAGUUCAUUCCUGAGAGGCUCAGAACAGAUGAGUCUAGAUUGGGUUACAUUGAAACUCUCUUAAACGGACUGGAUGAAAGAAAAAGUUUUGCUACAUGUAAAUUGCCCAUCCUUCAGUCUACUUUAGACUCUAUUAGCUCAUCUUUUUUGUACUGAAUCUCCUAUGAUCAUUGUAAGAUUUCUCAAGAUGUAGUUCUGCCUACUAUGAUGGAAAAUUGAAGUGGGUCAAAAAGAAAGAAUUAGAUGUUCAGUGAAGG
Molecule: messenger RNA, 2523 nt
Organism: Ceratotherium simum simum (southern white rhinoceros)
Lineage: Eukaryota; Metazoa; Chordata; Mammalia; Perissodactyla; Rhinocerotidae
Gene: UHMK1
Product: U2AF homology motif kinase 1
Biological process (GO): positive regulation of translational initiation; peptidyl-serine phosphorylation; regulation of protein export from nucleus
Cellular component (GO): neuronal ribonucleoprotein granule; nucleus
Molecular function (GO): ribonucleoprotein complex binding; ATP binding; RNA binding
Source: RefSeq, a predicted model, not a curated record